UUUCCCUUUAGUCCUCCGAUUUGGUGAGGCGAAUAAAUUGGAGUAGUUUUUAUGACUUAUUCUUACCAGAAGGAAUUUGUGUUUAAAUUCCAGGUGAUACACGAUCUACUAUUGAUUAAGGUCUGAAACAGAAGAUCUGCGAAGAUGGUUGUUCUAGCUGCGUCCAUUAUUUCUAAGUCAGGCAAAGCACUUGUCUCGAGGCAGUUUGUUGAUAUGUCUCGUAUAAGAAUUGAAGGGUAUCUUGCAGCCUUCCCCAAAUUGGUUGGAACAGGAAAGCAACAUACCUAUGUGGAGACUGAAAACGUGCGUUAUGUUUAUCAGCCAAUUGAAUCUCUGUACUUGCUGCUCGUGACAAACAAACAGAGCAACAUUCUUGAAGAUUUGGAGACACUGAGGCUGCUGUCUAAACUUGUGCCUGAAUACUGUCAUUGCUUAGAUGAGGAGGGAGUCUCACAGACAGCUUUUGAGCUUAUUUUUGCAUUUGAUGAAGUAAUCUCUCUUGGGCACAAGGAAAAUGUUACCGUGGCACAAGUCAAGCAGUAUGGUGAAAUGGAGAGCCAUGAAGAGAAAUUGCAUAAGUUAGUCUUACAGAGCAAGAUUAACGAAACUAAGGAUGUCAUGAAGCGUAAAGCCAGUGAGAUUGAUAAAAGCAAGAUUGAGAAGAAUAGGGGUGAGAAAGGAGGUUUCAUGUCUCUGCAAUCUAUGGGUUCUGGAAGAAUUGACACUGGCUUCGGCAGCGAUACAAACUUAUCUAGCUUAGGAGGUGGUGGUUUUGGCAGUGGUUCUGGACUUGGACCAAGCACCGAUUUGGAUUCAUUUUCCACCAAAUCCAAGGGUCGUCCAGCUGCAUCUGCUACAGCUCCCCCGAAAGGUCUUGGUAUGCAGCUAGGUAAAACACAAAGGGCCAACCAAUUUUUGGAAUCCCUGAAAGCUGAGGGUGAGGUCAUUGUCGAAGAUGUCAGACCAAGCAUUGGUCAGUCCAAGCCAGCUGCUCCACCACCAACUGAUCCAGUCACACUGACUGUUGAAGAGAAGAUUAAUGUAACAUUAAAGCGUGAUGGCAGUAUCGGCAACUUUGAUGUGCAGGGUACCUUGUCUCUCCAAAUUCUGAACCAAGAAGAUGGACAUAUCCAAGUUCAGGUUGAAACCAGUGGUAAUCCAGCCAUCCUCUUCAAAACACACCCAAAUAUCAAUAAGGAGUUAUUUUCUAAUGAAAAUAUUCUAGGCCUCAAAGAUCCUAAUAGGCCUUUUCCUGCUAAUCAAUCUGGUGACGGUGUUAAUCUCUUGAAGUGGAGAAUGCAAAGUUCAGAUGAGUCGAUUUUACCUUUAACCAUUAACUGCUGGCCUUCAGUUUCUGGGAAUGAAACCUAUGUGAAUAUUGAGUAUGAAACCCCAGCACAGAUUGAUCUACAGAAUGCCGUGAUUUCUGUACCUCUCCCGGCUCUCAGGGAGGCCCCACGUAUACAGCAGAUUGAUGGAGAGUGGAGGUAUGAUUCCAGAAAUUCUGUUCUCGAGUGGUCUAUAGUUCUCAUUGACAAUUCUAAUCGCAGUGGAUCACUGGAAUUUGUUGUUCCAGCAGCAGAUCCUGAUGUCUUCUUCCCAAUUUCUGCCCGUUUUACUGCCUCAAGAACAUUCAGUGACCUGAAGGUUGCCAACAUUCUGCCAUCGAAAGGUGGGUCUGCUCCCAAGUUUUCUCAAAGAAUGCUGCUGGCUACCGAGAAUUACCAUGUCGUGUAACCAUAAUGGUGGUAUGGACAAAUGAUGUUUGUUUCCCAUAUAGGAUGUUUUUCUUUGGCGCGAGUGUGU
Messenger RNA from Nicotiana attenuata, 1806 nucleotides. Its product is annotated as coatomer subunit delta-like. Gene Ontology annotation, biological process: Golgi localization; retrograde vesicle-mediated transport, Golgi to endoplasmic reticulum; endoplasmic reticulum to Golgi vesicle-mediated transport. The record is from RefSeq and is a predicted model, not a curated record. The transcript has 11 exons. The coding region runs from base 145 to 1737 and encodes 530 amino acids. Gene Ontology annotation, cellular component: COPI vesicle coat; cytosol. NCBI's taxonomy places the organism in Eukaryota, Viridiplantae, Streptophyta, Magnoliopsida, Solanales, Solanaceae.